Messenger RNA from Olea europaea var. sylvestris, 2697 nucleotides. Its product is annotated as protein LNK2. The record is from RefSeq and is a predicted model, not a curated record. Gene Ontology annotation, biological process: regulation of DNA-templated transcription; circadian rhythm. NCBI's taxonomy places the organism in Eukaryota, Viridiplantae, Streptophyta, Magnoliopsida, Lamiales, Oleaceae. The transcript is spliced from 8 exons. The coding region runs from base 188 to 2224 and encodes 678 amino acids.
AUCGUUUUAUUCUUGGUAUUUCUGUAAUCACCUUGACUAAUGCUCUUAAUUUUAUGGUUUAACGGUGGAAUUUCCGAGAAAAUUUGAGUGAAGAAGCUGGCAAUGUUUGGCUUACAUUUGCAGCAGUCCGUUGUAAAGUCUCGCUGUGGAUUUGGAGUAGGGACUACUUUUGCUUGUUUUUCUAGCUAUGUUUGAUUGGAACGACGAAGAGUUAAAUAUCAUAUGGGGCGAGGCAGGGGAUAGUGAUGAUCACAUCGUUCCAUAUCCUGAUCAAAUCGAGGAGAAACCUCCAAUUUUUUUUGGAGAUUACACUAAGAAGGAGUUAAAUCAGGAGAUUUUGGAUGUUACUCAUGUUGAACAGAAGAAACCCACUAUUAUCAGGACUGAAUAUGGGAAUGAACUCGAAUGCAGUUCGAAGUAUGACACUGGUGACCCUGCAAUAGGACUUGCCCCGCAAUUAUUGAAUGCUGGUAAAGCCGAUCAUGAUUUUAUGGGACCUCCUAUUUCCAACAGAAUGACUGGAAUUUCACAGAGUUGCUCUUCAAAAGAUGAUAUGGCUCAAUUUGACAAAGAAUCUGAAAUUUUUCAGAGUCGGAAAGUGGGCAAAGAAGAAUGUGAUUUUGUUGACUACGACUGGGAAAAUAUUGGAAGUUUUGAUGACCUGGAUAGGAUAUUUAGCAACAGUGACCCAAUUUUUGGAGAUCCAGCUGUUGGUAAUGCUGGUGAGCUGUGGUCAUCUUCCAAAGAUGUAAAUUACAGCACCAUGAGAGCUACUCUUUUUUCAGGAGAUUCUUCUGAUUUGGAACUUCGAGCAAUCAGGAACCAGUCAGAGAGAUUUGAGAAUGAAUAUUUAGAUUCGAGCAACUCCUUUCUUCCUGAAUAUCAAAAUUUGAACGAGAUCACAACUGCUCCUUGGGAUGUACAGGCAAGCUUAGAUACUUUUGAACAUUGUGGAGGUACAAGUAAGCUAUUAAAGAAUGAAAAGCAGACAAAUUCUGAUAUGGGUGGAAAGAGCCAAGUAUCCAGCAUGCAACUUAAUGAUGGAACUACUGCCACAGACAAGGGUCAUAGGAAAAAGAGAGUGUUGAAGGGUCGACAUUUGGAGGAGAAGAGUAAAGUCAGACAGCUUCGUGAUUUGUGCGGUACAUGGUCUUCAUCUGGGAAGCCAUUACAACAAUUCAACAUGCAGUAUCCACAAUCAAUGGUCAACCAACAUCAGGCUUUGUUACCUAGUCAGCUUCAAAGGCCAGAACCUUUGAAGCACAAACAUUCCUCUGGUCCACGUUUGGCUUCUCCGAUGUAUGGCAAUAUGGUGAAUCAGUGUCCAACCUUAUCCGUCUUGCCUCGAUUUCAUCCAGGGGAAGGAAAUUAUAACCCAUUGUGCUCUGGCUAUGAAGUUUCUCCUAAUACAAAUUCUUUAAAAAACUCAGUGAAUGCUGCAUUGAAACCUCCAUCAAUGACACCUCGGGAAAAAAUUGAGAAGUUGAGGAGGCGGCAGCAAAUGAGAGCAAUAAUUGCAAUUCAGAAGCAGCAGCAGAAAUUUGAUAAUCAGGUUUCAAUAAUCAAAAAUUCUACCAUGGGAGGAGGGAACGUUGAAGUCAAUGACAAUGUUACCAGCUUUGCUUCACUUGAUCCAAACUCGCCCAUAGAACAGGAUAAUUCUAGUGUCAAUAAUGCUGUCAUCGAUGACUGUUCAGCGGAGGGCUCAAUACUUCACCGGCUUCAAGAAACCAUUGACAAAUUGGACAUCCAUUUAAGACUUUGUAUCCGGGAUAGCUUAUAUCGGCUAGCUCAAAGUGCUAAACAAAGGCAAUAUUCUAGUGAUGCAAGCAGUUCCAACCCAAGCAGUAAGGAUGAUGUUCUCAGCAAAAACGAAGGAAAUAAUUCUGACAGGUUUACAAGAAUGCCUGAUGCAGAAACUGGGACAAAUCCCAUAGAUCGUACCGUCGCUCAUUUGCUUUUCCAUAGGCCUCUGGACUUCUCAGGAAAACCUGCCGAGGCACUAUUGCCUGUAUCUGCCAAGCUCCCAUAUGAAAGGAAGGCAACUUCGUUAACGAGGUACUUUCUUGAAAGCUCUGACAAAAUGCAAAUCACUUCUCCCCAUGGAUCAAAAUCUCUUGGCAUAUUCUCUGAAAGGGAUCAUUCCAAAAACAGCCUGUGCUUAGAAACUUCUGAGAAUGCAUCAAACACUGAAGUUACAGACGAGAAAGUGAAAAAAAAAUGAAAGCCUCCUACUGAAGAAUAAAGCUUCCCUCAGAUCUUUUCAUACUGUAUUCAGAUUCUCUGGUAAUAGGACUUCACUUUACAUUGUCAGCCAACCAGAUCUCUUUUAAGCAUGGUCGUGGAUGAUAACCAUUUAGUUCUCUGGAGGAAUCUACACAUCAUAAUGCAAGAAAAUAAGUCAUGGUUACUGUUAUGCUUUGUCAAGGAAUUCUGUACUCUUGUUGUCAGUGGUUUGAUCGUUUUCUAGUUUGCAUGUUUUGUUUUGAGGUGUGUCAUGGUGAAGCUACUAAAACUUCAACUAAAUAAAGCCUGCCUGAUUAUUAGAAAACAGCAGUAUGACCCAGGUGCCUGAAUUUUUUUGAUUCUAUUUUCGAAAAAAUUGAUAGCCCAUUCCUGUACUUGUGUAUAUCCUGCUGUGGGUGUGGUAACUUUCCUACGUGCAGUGAAUUAUAAAGGUAAAUUGAUGUCUCGUUA